Molecule: messenger RNA, 2231 nt
Organism: Aspergillus saccharolyticus JOP 1030-1
Lineage: Eukaryota; Fungi; Ascomycota; Eurotiomycetes; Eurotiales; Aspergillaceae
Exons: 2
Coding region: 134-2017 (627 amino acids)
Source: RefSeq, a predicted model, not a curated record
UUGUUGGACGUUACAUUCUUCUCAAAUAUUAUCGUCUGUUGAGCUCAAGGAGGUUCCUCUGAGUUCCAGGAUCGCACCUCAAGAGCCACCGACCCGGAGCAACUCAAUAGCCGUUUUUAUCGGCGCGUCGCAAAUGAGCAACUCCCCUCAACCACCAAAUGACACCCGGCCACAAGCAAAUGAGCGUCCUUCGUUUCAGGCACCAAUAAGAGCCAGCUCAGCAAGAGCACUUCCCGGUUCCCUCGAACGAGCGCUCAGCCGAUCGCCCAUGAGAAGCCCGAGGCAACCGACUCAAAGUAACGCGCGGGCUGUUGGCUUGAGGGAUCGGAAGGCUCUUAGACCAUCAUUGACUUCGUCCGUCAGUCCACUGAAACCCCCAAGAAAGGCGAAGCCAUCGCCUCGACUAUCCAGCGGUCUCAAUGUCUUCGCCGCGCCACCGAGGCGAGUGUCAACUCGAAUAACCGCCUCCGAUUUGACCUUUCAGUCUCCCAUUUCGACACAGCAGAGUAUCGAGGCGCUGCGACAUAUCAACACACCGGACGACCAGCUGACAUCGGAGCUGGGAAGUGUAACUGGAGAUAUGGAUGUAAUCAGUGAUCCCAGCCAGCCUUCUCUACAAGAGAUUUUCGAAGAACCAGAACUUCCCCCCACGCCGACUCAACUGGGAUUGGAACGCCCUCCGGGGCGCUCAAAAGGGCUUUUGAGCAGCAGUCCUAAUUCACAACAAGCAAAAGCGGCGAGGCGACGAAAUACGGAGAACCCUGAGCAGACACCAUCGAAAUUGAGGAGCGUUGAUUAUGGAGAGGCAGAGGAUCCGACAGGAUUGGGAACCACCAUAGAUUGGGAUUCGUUCCCAGAGCACAUCCUGAAAAAGCGAAAACUGCGGGACGAGCUUUCAGACGAGCUGGAACAACUCAAGAAGGAGAUUGGAGAGCUGGAUAAUUGGUCAAAGGAGUUAAGUCAGUGUGAUGAAAGCGCUGAGCGUGACUUGACUAAGCUUAUUACGUUACUAUCAUCUUCUCAACCUACAGUAACAACAACCUCGGGCCCUCGCUCAACUGCGGCAUCCAUCUCGUCGCUCAUCUCGACUCUGCUUCCGUUUGCUGCCAAAGCCCCUCCGCCACCCUUUCAAAAUACAUAUCCGCUCAACGCAUUCGCAUUGCACGAGCAUGCUCACGAGAAACCCUACGUAACAGCUUUUGCACCUUUGCAUCUCACCGCAUUUUCGGAAUUUGUGCCAGGAACAGCAGCCCAGCCCUGUUUAGAAAAACAUGUUCUUACUUUCACCGCGCCGCAUCCGUUCCCUUCUAAUCGCCUCGAAGUAACCAUCGCGUAUGAGGCCAACCCAGAAACACAAACUCUGGUCUCAAUAUUAGUGCCGACCGAAAGUCAGACUGGCAAGACAAGAAUGCCCGCCUCGUUACAGCGAUGGACCGAUACCCGACUCUCCAAUCCACUCUUAAAACUUGAUGUUACGGGGCUUUGCUGGGGCAUCAACCGGUACUGGGUAGCUGCAAUAUUACGAGCGCAGCUAUGGUCUGAGAUGGAGGAACAGCAUGCGUCUUUGAUAUCAGGUCAAAAGGGAUCCAAUGCUCGCCCACUGCCGCACUCGGAUAAAAGAAGCACACCUGAUUUGCGGCGCAUUCUUCCCCACCUUGAGCGAACAUCUAUGCUUUUCCAAUCAAACACCAGAGGCCCUAGUCUCCUUCUCUCCUGUGAGCUGAAACUCGACGAAUGGACCAGCGAACCCCAGCUUGUCCCUGGAAUUAGCGUGUCGCUCAUUAGCACCUCCGGUGGGGGGAUUACUCCCAGUCGCAGAGUCGAGCGAGAAUGCAAGAAGCUAUUCCACACCAUGCUAACAGAACAGAACGGUAGCCAGCAGGAAGGAGUUACCUCUGAGGGCGACCCAUGCAAGAUUCAGACCGGCGUCAUCUUGCGGGCUACGCAGUGCGUCCUCAAGAUUCUGUUCGACGAGAAUGAUGCUAACAAUCAUCAUUCGGCACAUGGUACACUAUAGAGCUGAUCUGAGCUAAAGUCCAGGGUUGUGGGGCGCCAAUCAAGCAUAUCACAUCUCAUGUUUAUGACGGGAAUGAAAAUGAAUGCGUGGCGUUAUCGCGGGCCAAAAUGUGGUCAGAAAUCCUUUUUUUUUCUCCUCGAGGAAUGUCUAGAUCUUGGAUCUCCAAUCUAGGAGAUGAUUAAUUAUACCACGAGCCCCACUCAGGGAGCUGUGC